Molecule: messenger RNA, 435 nt
Organism: Colletotrichum lupini
Lineage: Eukaryota; Fungi; Ascomycota; Sordariomycetes; Glomerellales; Glomerellaceae
Exons: 3
Coding region: 1-435 (144 amino acids)
Source: RefSeq, a predicted model, not a curated record
AUGCUCCAAUCAUCAUUCGCCGUCGCCUUCCUGGCCCUCGCCGCCAUCCCCGGCACCCUCGCCGGCUGGAACGGCCACGCCACCACCCCGGCCACAAAGUGCUACAGGAACGAGAUCUCGGGCUGCGCAUCCGGACGCUGCCUCAACGGGUAUGAAAUGUCAAGCCUCCAAGCCAUAGCUCACGCUCAGCUGCGCCGCCGGCGAAGAGCAGGGCUGCCCUACGCUCUGCAAGAAGCUCACCAUGCCGGAGGGCUGGUGUGCGGCAAAAAAUCGAAAGAAGAGUUCAAAGUGGCUAAUCAUGAGUUUUUUUUCUUGUUCUUCAGCAACUCUGGUGCUUGCUGGUGCACCCGCGACGACACCAAGAGCUUCAUCGACGCCGAUCGCCCCGUUGAUAAGAGAGAUGAGAUCAAGACCUACCGCGAGACCAAGGCUUGA